This is a messenger RNA of Lodderomyces orthopsilosis Co 90-125, 705 nucleotides long. RefSeq lists its product as uncharacterized. Lineage: Eukaryota; Fungi; Ascomycota; Pichiomycetes; Serinales; Debaryomycetaceae. The transcript has a single exon. Gene Ontology annotation, molecular function: inositol diphosphate tetrakisphosphate diphosphatase activity; phosphatase activity. Gene Ontology annotation, cellular component: cytoplasm. The record is from RefSeq and is a predicted model, not a curated record. The coding region runs from base 1 to 705 and encodes 234 amino acids.
AUGACUGAUGCAAGCCCGCCAUCUCAGCUAGAAUCCUCCAAUAAAGAUUCAGCUACUCUACCACAGAGCAAAUCAAUACAAGAUCAACCCGCACCACCAACAAUCAUAGAAUCACAGAUUCAUCUAAAUCUUGUCCCACCAUUGAACUUCUCACUAGUUGAAGAUGGUAUUUAUCGAUCUGGCUUUCCCAUGGAAAUCAACUACCCCUUUUUACAACAACUUAAUCUAAAGACAAUUAUAUACCUAGGUGACUUGGGGCAUGAAAUAUCCUCCUCUACCACCACCAAAAAGAAAAAAAAGAAGGAUAAAGACGGCUCUACUGAGAUCUUCAAUCAAUACGUCAAUUGGAUUGAGAGUCAAAAUGGGAUCACAUUCCAUAACCUCCUAAUCGAAUCAUCACAAGAGCCAUUCAACAAAUCACAAGAAAAUGAACAAAGCUUGAAAAGUUUAACCACAGCACUACAUUUAAUUCUUGAUAAAUCAAACUAUCCCAUCUUAAUCCAUUCAAAUAAAGGCAAACACCGUACUGGAUUGUUUAUUGGGUUAAUGAGAAAAUUACUUCAAGGAUGGUGUCUUUCUGGUAUAUUUGAGGAAUAUGAGAAAUUUGCCAUGGGGAAAUUUGAAUAUGAUUUGGAAUUGAUUGAAAUUUGGCAACCGGAGUUGUUGAUCGAUGAUACAAAGAAGCCAAACUUUGUACGAUUGUGA